Vitrella brassicaformis is the source of this 5016-nucleotide messenger RNA. The record is from the annotation of a GenBank genome assembly. NCBI's taxonomy places the organism in Eukaryota, Vitrellaceae.
GCAUUGGGAACUGGUUGAUAUUGCAAUGGCGGCCCUGCCAGCCGAGCCCCCAGUUGAUGCCGACAAUGCCUAUCUGCGUGAGUUCGCCGCCAAGACCAUUCAGAGCUUCUUCAGGGUUACCACCGCACUGCAGACCCUUAAGGACAGAGGAGUGCACCGUCUGCACGGUCUCAAUCAUGCAAUUGCCGUUCGUUGUCUGUCUUUUUGUCUCACGACGUGCAGUCUCGCCGGCGGCAAGAUGAGCACUGUGUUAUGAAGAGGCCCUCUGAGUGCGGCAGUGGGAGCGUGAGUGUGAGCGAGGAGGAGCAGCCCAGGGCACUCAGCCCCACACCGACGCCCUUCAAGACCACCACACGCAACACCACCAGAGACAGUAAUGAUGCCGGUAGUCAGCACAUGAGCCAAUCAAUCAAUCACUGCACCAGGCCUGAGCUCGUUCCUCCAACCUGUGUGUGGCUGGCAGCUGAGUGGCGGCCGAUUCCCCCGCCCCCGACGGCUUCGUUGCCAUUGCGGGAAGGUAUCACAUCACGCAGCCACUCAUAUAUAGACAUUAUGGGGAAAGCGCUUAUGUUAUGUGUGUCUCUGUGUGUUGGUGCGGUGCAGAGAGGGUUGUGUGGCGGCCUGUUGGUGAUGCUGGUGCUGUUGGAGCUGCUGCUGGUGGAAUUGGUGAUCGCAUCACAUCGCUAUCGACGUGUGGUGCGACUGGGUCUGCUGGUCUUCCCCCACUGCCCCCCAAGAGACCUCAGUUGAUGCUGCCGCCCAUCGCUGCUGACAAGGUGGGUGGGUGGGGCGGCUGACUGGCUGCGUGUGUGUGAUCAAUCAGCUGGUCGAUGGAUGCUUUGCUGCGUGUGUGUGUUAUAAGAAUGCUCCUCUCCCUCCUGCUGCGUGUGUGGGUGUGGACAUCGCUUUGUCGCCUCCCAAUGACGCUAGAAGAAGGUACACUCAUCCAGACGUGUGUGUGUCUCAUCUGUUCUCUCUCUCUCUCUCUGUGGGGUCUGUCAGCCCUGCGCUGUGUGACCGACCGAUCAGCACCUAUCGGUCGUCGUCACCAUUCAGAUCGUACGCAUCUUACAUAGGCAUACAUAGUGCUCUUCUACUUGGAAUAUCUGUGUGUGCAUGGUGUGCUUCGCUUCAUAGCCACUCCUCCCCCUCUGUCCACGCCGGGAAGGUGGCAUCUUUUGUCCAACAGGUAAGAACAGGCAGGGCACUCACACAACACAAACACACAGCCACGCACAGCAACCCAAGUUGUGAUUUCUGUCCGUCUGUCUGUCUGUCUGUCUGUGUGUCUGCAUGCUCGUCUCGUGCAGCUGACCACGCAUCCCCGUCGGCUGCCGACGCCCCCAUAUGUGUCGCGACCUUCGUCGGCGGACCAUGUGUGUAGGACUGCACAGACAUGCAGGCAUACACAAUUGAUUAAGCAAGUGUGCUUUCCUUUAUGCCUACACACAGGAGAGCGUGCAUCUGCCCCCGAUCACGCGAGCGGCCUCCUCCGUGUCGACACGAGACGUAAGAUGAGAUGAGAUGCACACACAUACCAUACAGACAGAGAGACAACACAGAGGCACACGUAUCAUGUAACGGUACAGCAAUCGACCACCCCGUUCAUGAGCAGCCGGCUGUCUGUCAUGUCGAUUGAGCUCGAGGACAAAAGGAAGACCAUACACGCCCUGCGAAAAGUCAGUCAGUCAGUACUCACUCAGCCCGACCCGACGCACACAGAUAAAUGCCGCGUUUCUGCAGGCUCUGGACCUCUCCCGCAGACGCGAGACAGCCAUCGAGCAAGAGGUCAAUGCACGGCUGCAGGUGCGUAUGCGCCUCUUAUGAACACGAGCCGUGCGCACAGGACUCUGUGCGUGUGUGUGUGCAGGAGUCCUUCGCGAAGGAGGUGCAGCGGUAUGAGAGCACACUCGAGAGGCACCUGCGGCUCAUCGACAGGCUGCUGGCUGACAAAAAGGAGCUCACCAAACGGUCAAAAGUCGUUCGGGCCGCCCCAUAUGUCUCUUUCUGUGUAUGGGUGUGUGUGUGGGUGUCUCACUCUUUUGCAGGUGUGAGCAGUAUGCCUGUGACAUCAAGGCCAUCGAGAGGAGAUAUGAGGCCAAAAUCGAAAACAUUCAGGUACAGUCUCAAACACGCCCAUUCAUUCGCCUGAUGUGUGUGUCUUUGUGUGUGGUGCACACAAACAUACACACACAGGGGGAGUGCCAGCGGGAGCUGGACAAACAGAGACGGGGUCUCAUCCAAGCCGAGAAGGCGCGCAGAGAGGCCUGGGAGCAGCAGAAGAAGCAAGAGAUAAAGGUACACACGGCACGGCCUCCGGCCGUCUGUCUGUCUGCCCUAUCCAUCCAUUUGUGUGGGUGUGUUGUGUUUAUGGCAUGGCUGCAGCAAAUAACGAUCAAGGGCCUGGAGCCAGAGAUCGACCGGCUGAUGGACAAACACAGAAAGGAGAAGCACGAGCUCGAGAGGAAACUCGCAGACCAGCUGGAAGAGACAAAGAAGGAGGCGAGGCGCCAUAAAUGACACACAGACAGACAGACAGACAGACAUCUGCACCCCGUUGACACGAGCGUAUGUUAUGUGUGUCAUGUCACGUCGAUAUGAUGUGUGCAGCUGGCGAUUGAGUAUCAGGAGAAGGCCAAGACACUGCGCGCCAAGCUGGACAAGUUAGUUUGUGCGUAUGCUAUGCAGCCACCCCACUGUGGGGAAUGUCUGUCUGUCUGUCUGUCUGUAUGUGUCUCCUCUCUCUCCAGGGAGUACGAGGAGAGCAUAGAGGAGGAGAGGAAACACCAGAGGUGAGGUGCCCACCCACCUACAUACUCAACACCAUCACAAGCAAACAAACACCCACACACACACACCCCAUAGCAUAGCAUAGCAUAGCAAACGUAUCUAUACUUUUAGACGUCGCCUUCGCGAGCAGUUUGAGACCUUCGAGAAGCAGGUAGAAGGACAGUCUGUCUGUCGGGCAUCUAAUCUAUCUACCACCCGUUGGUGCAGCUGUCUGAGGAGCGUUCUGCUCACGCGACCGCCAUGCUGAGUGAAAGGCAGAGGUGGGAGGACUCCAUGAGAGACGAACGACGCAAAGUCGAAGACAAGAUACGGUAGAUGGGUCCGCGGGCAUUGGAUAUGCGCGCAUGUCCUUAUGUUUCUCUCUCUCUCUCUCUCUGUGUGUGUGUGUGUGCAUGUUUGUUUAGGGCCGACACGCAGCACGAGCGCAUGACGCUUGAGGCCAAGAUCGCCGAGCUGACAGAGAAGACGGAGGAGGCACAGAGGAGGCAAGCCAACGAACUCAAACAGAGAGAUAAACAGGUAAGUACCCUCACACCGACAACAUAUGCAGAGAGAGAGAGAGAGACGGACACAGAGAGAGAGGGAGAGAGAGACAAGCAAGAACAAACAAACACCUGACCUGCAGAUGGCCGCCGACCGCGACGACUGGCAGCGAGAGUUCUCGGCCAAGCUGCGGAAGGAGCACAGUGACGCCAUCGAGGAGAUGAGGGCACAGAUGGAGGAGGACAAGAAGAAGGAAAUCGCUGCCGUGAGGGAGCAGCUGAAAGAGCAGACCACGCGCAUGCAGGACAGCCACGCCAGACACCUCAGCGCUGAGGUACGGUACAUAGCCAUUGUUAUGUCUGUUUGAUAGAUAGACAGGGAGAGAAGGAGAGAAGGAUUGAUUGGCCGCACAAUGUCAUGUGUGUGUGUGUGUGUGUGUCUUCAGAUGGAUCGCGCCAAGAGAGAGUGGGCGGAGGAGAGAGCCGCCUUGCAGGAGCGAGUGCACGACACCGGGGCCAAGCUGCAGGUAUGCCAACACCUACAUACAUCCAUCUAUUCAUCCAUCCAUCUCUGUGUGUCUCCUGCCCAUAUAUAUACGUGUAUAGGCGUCAGUGCAUGACAUCAACGAGCUGAGAGAGAGGCUGGCGAAGGAAGAGGUCAGGGCACUGGAGGCCGAGAGAGAAAAGAGCACCCUUGCGGACCGGCUCAAAGUGAGUGAGAUGACACAGUACAGUCAGCACACACACAUGAUGUGUUUUGUGUGUGUGUGUGUGUGUGUCCACCGUGCAGUGUGUUGAGAGCGCCAUGUCUACGGAGCAAAGUCGGCACGCCGAAAAGCUGCAGGCUGCAAAGCAACACUUCCAAGUAGUGACCCACACACACACAUACUAGGCUAGGCGCAUCGCUCUCGUGGACACAUAGGCUGCGGAGGAGCGCCUCAAAACCGAGAUGACUGAGCUGCAGGAAUCCCUCGAGAGGGAACAGGUAAGAACACACACACACGGACACGCACUUGGACACACACACGUGUGUCAUUGUGUCGUUUGUCCACAGGAGCGUGCUGCGCGUGAAUUGGACGAGCACCGGCAGGGCUCCGCCGAGACCCUCAAACGGCUGGAGGAGAAAGUCAGGGCGGCCGUCGACGAAAAGGUACGAAUGUCUGUGUAUUUAUUGUGUCUCCAUCCAGCACUCAAUGCAAGUCAAGUUUUGAUGCAUGGUUGCAUUGCAAUGACGUGUUGCUUUGGUGGGGGGCAGGAUCAGCUCAUUGCGGAUCUCUCCGACCAGCUCAAAGCUGCUGAGAUAACAGUCAGUACUCACCUACACACACGGACGGCCACAGCACAGAACAGCACAGCACACUGACGGCUUCCUCUCUCUCUCCCUGUGUGUAUGUGUGUCUAUAUAGGAGGGUCAGCUGCGUGCCAUGCUCGAGACGCAACGAGAAGAGCUACUGGGCACCAUCAUCACCCAACCCCCACACACACGCCCACAGCCGCCCGCUCCAGCACGCAACAACCCCUACACACACGGUAAGUAAUAUCGGUUGACGCUUUUCAUGUGGUCCAUGGAUGGAAGGGGGUGUGUGUGUGUGUGUGUGGCUGCAGUGCCGCCGGUGGCGGUGGGCUCCCCUGGCCGGAGAGAGCGGGACAGACACAGACGAGGGUGAAACAAAUUGGCGUGUUGAAUGGCGUGGAUCGGAUGGCGUGUGUAUGCUCUGCUCUGCUCUGCUCUGGUGUUUCUUGG